Pieris macdunnoughi is the source of this 516-nucleotide messenger RNA. NCBI's taxonomy places the organism in Eukaryota, Metazoa, Arthropoda, Insecta, Lepidoptera, Pieridae. The record is from the annotation of a GenBank genome assembly.
AUGCCCAGACCAACAGUAGCACAACAACUUUGUCAUGAAAUUGUUGAACCAAUAUUAAAAGCAUCUGCUAAUAAUGUCAAGUCUAACAUGUCUAGAAAGUCCAUCAAAUGUACCAAUAGCAAAAAUGAAGCAAAGCCUACACAUUCAGUCUAUAUUGAAAAAAAGCGUGCUGUAAGCAAAAUUGUGCCUAUAGGAAAUACCAAAUCUGGUAUUAAUACUCUUAAAGCUCGAGAAACUAUAUUGAAGAAGCAUUUCAUUGAUUUCGGUAUAAAUACCUUAAUCUCUGGUCCACUAAGAUGUGACAAUUACUGUGUAACUAUGGUACGAAGCAGAGAUCAAAAUCCUUGUAAAUGUUCACAAAAAAAGAUUCAUUUAUUAUUGGAAGCGGCAAGAGAUUUAAUAAACCAAUUAUGCACAAAAUUUUCAGCUUGCCCUAAUAGAACAGAAAAUGCAAAUCAUUUUGGAGGUAAUAGAUGGGCAUUAUCAGACUUUCCAAUAAGAGGGCCAGAUUUUUAG